Messenger RNA from Electrophorus electricus (electric eel), 2013 nucleotides. RefSeq names its product VPS26, retromer complex component B (gene vps26b). The record is from RefSeq and is a predicted model, not a curated record. Gene Ontology annotation, biological process: intracellular protein transport. NCBI's taxonomy places the organism in Eukaryota, Metazoa, Chordata, Actinopteri, Gymnotiformes, Gymnotidae.
GUGUGUUGAAGGUGUUAGUUACACUUGUAAGACUACUGUUAAUAGCUAACGAGACACUGAAUCGGACAUAUUUCUUGAACUGUAUAUAUAAAAAUACCCAGCGUUUUAUACUGAGAAAACUCUACUGAUAUGAGAAUAAGUUUUAAAGAUUUGGAAAUACGUACGCACAGGAUCUAAUCGAUCUUUCAUUAGCUAACCUGCGAGUGUUUCACGUCUCUGCUAAGACACAGCGAUGAGCUUCUUCGGCUUUGGACAAAGUGCAGAACUCGACAUCGUUAUAAGUGACGCCGAAACGAGGAGGACGGCGGAGCAUAAGACGGAGGACGGCAAAAAGGACAAAUAUCUUGUUUUCUAUGAUGGCGAAACGGUGAGUGGGAAGGUUACCGUCACGCUCAAAACUCCGGGGAAGAGACUUGAACACUACGGGAUCAAACUGGAGUUCGUGGGUCAGAUCGAGCUCUACUACGACCGAGGGAACCGCCACGAGUUCGUGUCCCUGGUGAAGGACCUCGCGCACGCUGGCGAGCUUUCCUGCUCCCAGACGUUUGACUUCGAAUUCGCGCACGUGGAAAAGCCGUACGAGUCUUACACCGGGCAGAACGUGAAGCUAAGGUACUUCCUUAGGGCAACCUUAGGCCGGAGACUCAAUGACAUCACCAAGGAAAAUGAGAUUGUUGUGCACACCCUUUGCACAUACCCAGAGUUAAACUCCUCAUUAAAGAUGGAGGUGGGAAUUGAAGAUUGUCUCCAUAUUGAGUUUGAGUACAACAAAUCCAAAUAUCACUUAAAGGAUGUAAUUGUGGGGAAGAUCUAUUUCCUUCUCGUGAGGAUAAAAAUAAAGCACAUGGAAAUUGAUAUAAUAAAACGAGAGACAACGGGCAGUGGGCCGAGCGUGUACCAUGAAAACGACACCAUUGCAAAGUACGAGAUCAUGGAUGGGGCACCAGUGAGAGGUGAAUCAAUCCCUAUCCGAUUAUUUCUUGCUGGCUAUGAACUGGCCCCCACCAUGAAGGACAUCAAUAAGAAGUUCUCUGUGCGAUAUUACCUGAACCUAGUCCUCAUAGAUGAGGAGGAGAGGCGCUACUUCAAACAGCAGGAAAUCACGCUCUGGCGAAAAGGGGACAUUGUGAAGAGGAGCAUGUCACAGCAGGCCACCAUAGCCGCGCAGAGGUUCGAGGGAUCACGUGCUGCCAACAGCUCAGCCAAGGAGGACAGCUCCUGAGAACACUGAGCCGCAGGCGAAGGGCAGCUCUACCCUCCAGUGAAACGGUCCCCCUUUUAUACAGCGUGUCCAAGCUGCUGAGGGAUCGGAAAUAAAUUGAACACGUUUGGAGAGAUGGAGAAGGAACUCCACCGCAAACGGACCAUCCAGUUGUUCAGCUCUUCCACAUGCACACGCCACAAGGGCCUGUCCACUUCUGAGGCUUCUUUCAAACCUGCAUGGCUAAACUACUUCCUUUUUGAAAUAUAUUAUUUUAAUCUAACAUUAUAUAUGCAUUUGCAAAACAUUAUAUUUUCACAUAGUGUAUUUACUGAAUCAUUCCUAUCUUUAUGAUCAAAUCACUACAAUAAUUUUUUAAUGUAGUGUUUGUAUCGAUAAAUGAGCCUUAGAUAAACACUGGGAGAUUGGUGCUUUGCAUUGGUGUCAAGGGAAUAUUUCAGUUCAUUUACCUAUGAAGUAGAUGUCUGCACAGUAUUAUUCCACACCUUUGAAUUUAGAAAGGAAAGACAUCACAGAAAUUGAUCAUCCACUUACUGAAAGGGAGCCAUUAUCACCAUGAACAGCUGUGGCAGUUGUUCUGAAAUAUAUUUGUGCUCUAAUCGCAAACGUUCAUCUCUGUCUUUAAGAUAAUAUGUAUUUGAUUAAAGUUCACAAGCUCGCUAGGCAAUCUCUAAAAUAGUUUAAUGAUAUGCUGCAUAAUCAAAAAGUCAGUUUUCUAAUGGGUCUAAGACCUUUCCAUGUGUUGCCUUUUUAACCAUACUCAGGUAGAGAGGGCCUUCUCGCUGUUGUUU